Naegleria gruberi is the source of this 900-nucleotide messenger RNA. RefSeq lists its product as uncharacterized. NCBI's taxonomy places the organism in Eukaryota, Heterolobosea, Eutetramitea, Acrasida, Naegleriidae. The transcript has a single exon. The coding region runs from base 1 to 900 and encodes 299 amino acids. The record is from RefSeq and is a predicted model, not a curated record.
AUGAACAAACAAAGUGUUGUCCUCACUUUUGCAGUUAUCUGCCUAUUCUUCAUUCAUAACCUGAAUGCAAUUUGGCCUUCUCAAAUUAUUGACCUUCGCAACUGGAAAUUAACACUUCCUGUUGGUGAGCCUGGAGAUGCUAUGGAAAUUAAACAACCAACCUUGGAUAGAUACUCUCUCAAUCCAUAUUUUGGUGCCACUACUAAUAACACUGGUGUAAGAUUCAGAGUGCUCAUGUCCAACGUAACCGUCACAACUUCCUCUAAUACCAAAUAUGCAAGAAGUGAAUUGAGAGAAAUGGAUUCUUCAAAUCCUAGUAGCACUAAGGCAGCUUGGAAUACCACGGUUGGUACUCAUACCAUGAUUAUCGAUCAAACCAUUACAAGAUUACCAACCACUAGAAAGAAGGUUAUUGCUGGUCAAGUCCACGAUGCAGAUGAAUAUGUUGUAACCAUCCAUUUGGAAGGAACCAAGCUCUAUAUCAAUAUCGUAGGAGUUGGAACCACAACCAUUUCCCAAAAUUAUAUUGUUGGCACAAGAUUCCAAAUCAAGAUUCAAGUUAAGAAUGGAGUCACAAGUAUUUAUUACAAUAAUAUGAAUACUCCUAUUUAUUCUAUUACAAAGAGUUAUAAGGGAGCCUACUUCAAGGCAGGUUGUUAUGCUCAAUCUAAUUGCGAAUUUGAGGGAAGUUUAUGUGGAAAAUCAAAUAAUUAUGCUGAAGUUGUAAUUCAUAACUUGACCAUUACGCAUGAAUACCCAAGCGUUCAAGCAAGAAAUGGAAUUCUCAAUGGAUGGUUUGCAAAUAUGAUUACAAGUGAUGGUGUUAGUUUUGGAACCUCUGGUUUGAUUCAAUUGGUGUAUUCAUGUUUGUUGGUUUUCUUAUUUGUUAUUUUUGCCUAA